CCUAUAAUAUGCACCCCCAUUGCCAAGCCGAUGCCCCACGGGGGUCGAAUAGGCGGGUCUCGAUACCAUCCGAAGGACCUUACCCCAGAGCCGAUGUCGUUCGCAAGUUCCGAUAUGCUUGGUCGAUAUGGGAUGCGGUGUGCGUGAUGCAUGAUAGAAAAGGGAAGCCUCGCACCUUUGCGAAUUUUUGCUCAACAACGCUUUAAGUGUUUGAGUUCUUCCAAUUUACUGCUCGAAUCAUUAGAUUUCAGACACAACCCUCUCCCCGAUGUGUUCACAACGAAAGAACUUUCAUGUCGCUGUCGUCGGCGGCGGCAUUGCCGGCCUAUCCCUCGCCAUUGCCCUCUACCACCGAAAUAUCCCCAUCACCAUCUACGAGCAGGCCGAAGCCUUCGGUGAAGUCGGCGCAGGUGUCUCGUUUGGCCCAAAUGCAGUUGAGGCAAUGAAAGCUUGCCAUUCGGGUAUUCACGAAGCAUUCGAAAAGGUCUGCACAAAGAAUCUGUGGCCGUCGAAACAAAAAGUGUGGUUCGAUUAUCUAGACGGAUAUAACAAGGGUACCUCGACGACAGCGAAAAAUGCCAGUCGCCAAGAUAUUGCAUUCACUAUCUCCAACAGCCUCGGCCAAACUGGUGUUCACCGCGCUCACUUCCUCGACGAAUUAAUUCAACUGAUCCCUAGUGAUAUCGCGCGGUUCAAUAAACGACUUGAAAGCAUUGUCGAGCGGGAGACCGACGGGAAAAUUCUUUUGAAAUUUGCUGAUGGGACGCAAGAUGAAGCCGAUCUGGUUAUUGGCUGUGACGGUAUCAAGUCUCAGGUGCGACAGGUGAUUCUGGGAGCAGAUCAUCCCUCUGCUAAGCCGUCGUAUACCCACAAAUACGCUUAUCGCGGGCUGGUCCCGAUGGAAAAGGCGAUCGAGGCGAUUGGAGAGGAAUUAGCUUCCAAUGCCUGUAUGCAUAUGGGCCCCGGUGGUCAUAUGCUGACCUUCCCUGUAAACCAAGGGAAAACCCUCAACAUUGUUGCGUUCCAUACGACUCCGGAGGAAUGGGCCGAUUAUCCCCGAUUAACGCGACAAGGCACACGAGAGGAGGCGCUCCGUGACUUUGCCGGAUAUGGGCCGAAUGUCAUUAAUCUGCUGGAGUUGACAGACGCAGAGCUCAGCGUGUGGGCUAUCUUUGACCUUGGAGAAAACCCGGUUCCUACAUUCUACAAAGGCCGGGUCGCAAUAUCCGGCGAUGCUGCGCACGCUACAUCACCCCACCACGGUGCCGGAGCUGGCUUCUGUCUCGAAGACACUGCCGUCCUUGCUACGUUGCUAGCGGAUGAACGGGUCCAAACGCACAAGGAUCUAGAAGCUGUUCUUGCUGCAUAUGAUAUCAGUCGACGGGAACGGUCCCAGUGGCUUGUCCAAAGCAGCCGGUUCAUCGGAGAUAGCUACGAAUGGCGAGCCGAGGGGGUCGGGAGCGAUUUCAAGAAGAUUGAGGAAGCGAUCAAUUAUCGGAACGGCGUUAUUGGCAAUGUGGACAUUCCUCAGAUGUGUGCAGAUGCCACGAAGUGUUUAGAGAAAAGGCUGUCUAGCGUGACCAAGGCCUCGAUAUAGAGUUUAGAAUUGUUUUUACUAACCCUGCAUUUUCGGUGUCUUGUUGGAGCGAUCGUUUGGAAGUGUAUCUAUCAUUCCGCAUCUAGUUUUUGUUCAGUGAUAUAUGUACAGCCAUGGGUAGAUGAUUUCAAGAGAUAUUGAAAGCACAGGCGAC
This is a messenger RNA of Aspergillus pseudonomiae, 1751 nucleotides long. RefSeq lists its product as uncharacterized. The coding region runs from base 269 to 1597 and encodes 442 amino acids. The record is from RefSeq and is a predicted model, not a curated record. The transcript has 3 exons. NCBI's taxonomy places the organism in Eukaryota, Fungi, Ascomycota, Eurotiomycetes, Eurotiales, Aspergillaceae. Gene Ontology annotation, biological process: secondary metabolite biosynthetic process. Gene Ontology annotation, molecular function: FAD binding.